Molecule: messenger RNA, 3124 nt
Organism: Patiria miniata (bat star)
Lineage: Eukaryota; Metazoa; Echinodermata; Asteroidea; Valvatida; Asterinidae
Exons: 1
Coding region: 266-1981 (571 amino acids)
Biological process (GO): negative regulation of insulin receptor signaling pathway; regulation of mitochondrial membrane potential; regulation of cell population proliferation
Source: RefSeq, a predicted model, not a curated record
GAUCAAAAAGUGGGAGAGAGUCUAUAGAAAAGGUCCCUGCAUAACAAUGGCGCCAUGAUCCGGACCGCAAAUACAAUGCCUCGGUACCAACCAGAACCAGACUACGGUAUCGGGCACGGUAUCUACCUACCUGUACAAUAACAGGUGCGCCAUGACAGGGUGAAGGUUGUCUCAUAGCGGGUACAGUACAGUACCAAGACUUGCGGAAAUUUGUCUAAAGUUUUCAUGAACAAGUCGUCGAAUAAAUCACAAUAUUGAUUACAAAAUGGCGUCAAAGGCUCUUCUGAGACGGAAGAAAGAGGAGAAGAAGAUCUCCAGGAAAUUGGUGGUGCCCAAGGAGCAAGAGCAGAUGGAGAAAUGCCCAGUGUUCAAGGUGCACUACCUGGGAAAGAUUCCGGCCCGCGGAGAGUAUGGGAGGGAUUACAUCGAUGAACCGGUAGAGACUCUGCUCAAGUUGAAGGAUAGACACUCCAAGCUGCCCAAGACGGUCUUACAAAUCACCGAGAAGGGCUUCCACUUCUUAGACGUCAACGGUCCGUUCGGGAAGGAAAAACACGUACUGAUACCCAUCCACCAUGUUUGCUACGGUGUGGCCGAUGAGCAGAACCCACAGGUCUUUGCCAUGAUCACCCGGACGGACUCCAACCCGGAAAACAGCCUCUUAGAAUGCCACGCCUUCCUCUGCGAUCGUCGGAAAGUGGCGGCCCAGAUAACCUACUGGCUGCUCAGGACCUUCCUCCAUGUCUUCGAAGAUCUGCAGAGGAGGAGACGGGAGAGGCAGGAGAGGAAACUGCGUCGACAGGCAGAUGCCAUGGACAACGCCGCCAGUACCUCCCGUCAGAUAGGCGGAUUGCAGGACAUCCCUCCUGUCUCACCAACAGAGACGAUAGCCCCGGACAUUUACAGCAUCACACUCGAAGGGUCCAAGGAAAACGGAGGUGUAAAGGCGGUGGGCCUGCUUAGAAACAAACCUUCGAGCAUCGGGAAAAAGGUGGGGCCCCGGGGCGACGACCCGACCGGCAGUCCACGGACAGGCGGUGGGAAGAAAUUCGCCACUGUUCCCGCCAUGAGAAUCGGCACGAACGACGACCCAUCCGGAGGUGGGGCACGCUGGCGGCAACCCGUACACCAAAUGCACAAUUCGCACGAAUCGCUCAAUUAUCAUCCACCUUUAAAGGUGAGCGUGUCUGCCGGUCCACCUGUCGCCCCGCGCCGGUCUCAAAACGGAGACACAAACUCAUCUCGUCCCCACUCUUUCAACGAUGGCAGGCCAAACAAUUCCCAUCAGAAUGACCCGCGAGCUGUACCCCAACCACUGGUAGUGCAACCCUUGGAAGUCAACGGUCUCUCGAACCCAAAUGCUCCUCUUCAUCACCAGCGGCAAGAGAGAGCACGGUUCAUGAAAAACCCAAUGGCCACCCGAGCCUCACCGGCAAAAAUACCUGUCAAUCGCCCCGGGAAUCGCCUUUUAUCCUCCACUGGAACAUCGCCAUCCUCCUCCGCGGGCAGCACCGGUCGCAGGAGCUUAAUAAGCAAAGAGGAGACGGACUUCAUCUUCAUACAGAUGCUGCAGGAGGAAUUCUCCGUACUUGACGGAGGAAGCAGCGAUUCCAACUCUACCAUCCGGCGCGUCACCGGUCCCUAUUCUUCCACAGAUCGCCAACGGCCGCCCGGUGCUGACCCCGGUUCGAACUCGGUGGCUGCCCCGCCUCUGGAUCAGAAACUUAGCAGCCAGGACAUCGAGAAGAGGAUUCGAGAAUGGCUGAAAAGGACCUCGCCUGAUGCUGAGAACAUCUCUUUUGACGAUUCUGGUCUGGACCGGAUUUCCCUGGCGGGAACACUUGCGAAUCACAACUCGAAUCGCACUGCUGCCGACACAUCGCGAUUCGUGCCCAGCACACGACCGGCGCUUUCUCAAAUCGACCGCAAGGGUGCCGGUGGAACUUUCAACCACAUGCCGUCAGAUAGAGAGUAUUUCUAGUUAAAAACCAAUUGAUCUCCUUCCACACAGAAUUUGAAUUUUAUAAUAAAAAAAACCACAAUGUAAAUGUGCCAAUUUAAAAAACACUGCAUGUGAACUUUCUUUUUAACUACGGUGUAUUCACAGAAGUAUUACUUCACUUGAGAAAGGAGGCCCCUUCACGACUUUUUAAUUUGUGAUUUAACUUUGUAAAAAUCACUUUUUCUCUGUGCUCAAACUGGAUUUUAAAAAAGGGGAUGAGUGGUGACUAAGGCAUCACUUAGACAUUUGAGUCGGGGGUUAGUCAUGUCAACCUGAUUUCUUUCACCCAUGGGCCCUUCCAUUGUCCAAAACCACACAAAUAAAUCACAAGCAUAAUGAAGGGGCAGUCCGUACCGUUUCUUAAAACCGAAUCACUGUUAAUUGUUUCAAUGGAUUGAUGUUCUUCAACGCACGAUCUUAUUCUGAUAUCAGGGGAGACCGCAUGGGUAAAACUCUACAUUUAAAGUCCUUCUUUGGCAUGUCCUUGUUGCAUACCUUUUAUUAAAAGAUAAUAAUAAAAAUAGCCCUUGAAUGUGCAUCACACGUUGGGGCUUAGGGACAGAAAUCUGAGAAUUCUUUCAAAUUACCGUGAUGAUUUCCCUGGAGAGGGAUGUGGGGCCUGACAAUCAUGCAUGUCAUAUUUUAUCAAUCUAUCGAGAUAGUAUUUUACAGAGGUUUCAAUUUAACCGAGCAUCUUCGUGCAAAAUGAUCAUGCCUUGCAGGCCUAUUCUAAUAUAUGGCAAACUGACACGUCCACUUUAACUGUCAUUUCUCAUUACUUGAGUCAAUAAGACUCGGGGUUCCAGAAGAUGUGGCUGUUUUUAUUGAACCCUUCUGCUCCACCUACGCCUGUCAUCUGACAUCCAAAAUGUGUCAGGUUUGCUAUAACAUGAGAUAUUACAUCUUUAGACAUGCACCUGUUUUUAACGCAUCAAUAAAUGUUAUAUUAUUUUCAUAGUAUUUGAAAGUAUUUCUGCCUUACAUGUAGUUACUGUAUUUUUAUAUUGGAAAAUGUACAAAGAUAUUUUUGGCAGAAAAUUUGUUCGUUGAACAAAUUGUCUUCCAGUCGUGUUGUUUGGAAGGGUAGACACGAUUUUAUGCAAUAAAAGGUCAUGUACAAUA